UCGCCCUGUAUAUCUUUCUUACUAAUCUUUCCAUUUUCAAAUGGCUCUACGUUCAUUGGCCACCAGAAAAGCCCUAACCUUGGGACUCAGCUCGACGAGGCUGGCUCAGUCUCGUGCAUUGCAGACCUUCUCGCUCCCUGAUCUUCCCUACGACUAUGGCGCACUUGAGCCGGCCAUCAGUGGAGAGAUCAUGCAGCUCCAUCACCAGAAACAUCAUCAAACUUACAUCACUAACUAUAACAAGGCUUUGGAGCAGCUCCAUGAGGCUAUCCAGAAAGGUGAUUCUUCCACCGUCGUUAAGUUGCAAAGCGCCAUCAAGUUCAAUGGCGGAGGUAAAUUUUUCUUUGUCUUUUUUUUUUUUUUUUGUGUACUCUGGAUUAUGAACACACUUUGUAUGAAUUUUACAAUGAUGCUGUUUGCUGCUUUGCAGGGCUCUGGUUGGGUGUGGCUUGGAGUGGACAAGGAAUUCAAGAAACUUGUGAUCGAAAUAACUGCAAAUCAGGAUCCACUUGUGACUAAAGGGGUACAUUUAGUUCCUUUGCUUGGCAUAGAUGUUUGGGAGCAUGCAUAUUAUUUACAGUACAAGAAUGUUAGACCAGAUUACCUGAAGAACAUAUGGAAUGUCAUCAACUGGAAAUAUGCAAGUGAAGUGUACGAGAAAGAAAGUGCUUGAGCUCGGAACCCUUAACGUAUAGAAUGAAGAAGCACCUGAUUUGCUGCUGCCUUGUGGUUGGCAAACGGAAUAAUAAAGAUGUAUUCUUAAGACGAAAUGGCCCUUUCAUUUCAAAAGUUAAUAAUGUUUAGCUUUAUGCUUCAGUAUAUUGUAGCUUCCUUUGAGAAUUAUACUUGACCCCUGCGCUUGAGUUUUUGCUUGACCGUUUGAGGUGAAUAGCAUUUCAGUAAUCUUUUCAAUGUGCUGCUGAGUCUGAUGAAUGUUAUGAUAUUGAGCGGUUAUAUAUUCGGUUUAGGGUUCCUCAAUCAGUGGAACUGCCAUUAUU
Durio zibethinus is the source of this 998-nucleotide messenger RNA. Lineage: Eukaryota; Viridiplantae; Streptophyta; Magnoliopsida; Malvales; Malvaceae. The record is from RefSeq and is a predicted model, not a curated record.